GAGUGGUGAAUAACUUUGUUUUGCUUUCAAUUUUUGGUAAAAAUUGUUUUUCUUGGGAAAUUACGUAUUUUCACUGUGAAAAAUGACCACAGCUGCUCGUCCAACAUUUGAUCCUGCCCGUGGAGGAUCAGGACGUGGCGAGAAGGAUCUCAGUGCACUCUCCAAGCAAUAUUCCAGCCGAGAUUUGCCUGGACAUACAAAGCUCAAAUACAGGGAGACGGGACAGAGCACUAGCGAUGAACUGAGGAAUCGUGACUUCCGGAAGGAGCUGGAGGAACGUGAACGUGAAACUGGUGUGAAGAGCAAGGCCACAAUCCCCAUUCCGGCUGUUGUACGUCGUGCCAUCGAGCAGAAUGCCUCGGCCAGCAAGAGACCCAAAAUGGAUCAGAUUCCAGCUGCUAAUCUCGAUGCUGAUGACCCUGUGGAUGGAGAUUCGUCAGAUUCUGAUGAUUCUGACGAUGACACAGCUGCCCUCCUGGCUGAAUUGAACAAAAUCAAGCGCGAGAGGGCUCAGGAUUCCAACAGGCGAGAGACACUGCGCAAGCAGGAAGAAGAGAGAAUCAGAAUGGAAAAUAUCCUUUCGGGGAAUCCUCUGCUGAACUACAGCUCAGCCCCACGGGGUGACCUAAAGAUCAAGAGACGAUGGGAUGAUGAUGUUGUGUUCAAGAACUGCGCCAGGUACGAGCCCAAUAAGCGAACUCCGGCCUUCAUCAAUGAUUCACUUCGCUCAGAAUUUCACAAGAAAUUCAUGGAUAAAUACAUUAAGUAGAUUUUCACAAAUCCCGGAAAAUUCCCUUCCCUUCCCUCCUGAUACUUUGCGAAAUAAAACUAAUUGGACACAA
Molecule: messenger RNA, 842 nt
Organism: Phlebotomus papatasi
Lineage: Eukaryota; Metazoa; Arthropoda; Insecta; Diptera; Psychodidae
Gene: c12.1
Product: protein CWC15 homolog
Exons: 2
Coding region: 83-769 (228 amino acids)
Biological process (GO): mRNA cis splicing, via spliceosome
Cellular component (GO): catalytic step 2 spliceosome
Molecular function (GO): RNA binding
Source: RefSeq, a predicted model, not a curated record